AUUGGUCUAAAGUUUCCAUGGCCCCGCCUUUUGCCUGAUUGUCCUAAACCUCACCAAACCACUCAUACCCACAGGCGAUCGAGGUUACCGACACCUAUCAUAUCCCGUGCAGUGAUUCAUCACGAAUUUGCUAAUCUGGUGACUAAUUCUUCAUCAGACUUUAUGACAGGAACAAUUCACUUAACUUUUUGUCACGCAUUUUACUUCAGUUUAUAGGGUGUCCAGAGCACGACUUUUUGAAUGCUGUUCGGAAUACUUUAUAACGCGGAAACGUAACUUACUUUCCUAUUCUUGGAAGUCGUCCAACGCACCUGCAAUAAGGGGAAAAAACUUGCGGAAGAAACUGUCAGUUCAACUGUGUCAAAGUGACCGAUUCCGGCUGUGAUUUAAAAAUUAAAACCCAACCUCUCGAUGUGCAGCGUGCAGAUUGGCAGUCAAUAUAUGGAUUCUACAUAGGAAGGGAUGUACUCCUGUGGUUCAUUUCAAAGUUUCAGACAGACUUUGGCUGUUACGCGCCGCUUCUGAGAAGUGGCCACAAACUUCUGCUUGACUUCGUGUCCUUAUCAACUCAAGCGUGCCCUCCCGUACACACCGCUGAGACGGGCCCAGCGAGAGAACGCACCGGCCGGCUGCCGUCAUGGGCUGGCGUCCGUAUCCUGGAGCUUUCACGGUAUGGACAGUGACUGUUCUGGUGAUUGAGCUUGUUUGCACGGCCUUGGGGAAGAGGCAUGUGGUCUACUGGAACUCCACAAACACCAAGCUGGUAAAUGGAGACUACGCCAUCACGGUGGAUCUGAAUGACUAUCUGGACAUCCUCUGCCCGCACUACCCCGCUGACCUCCCGUCCUCCUCGUCGCCGCCGGAGACGCUGGCGCUCUACCUGGUGCCGGAGGCAGGCUUCCGCGGUUCAGAGACGCGGGGGGCCAUCAAACGCUGGGAGUGCAACAGCCCUUAUGCCCACGGCCCAGUGCGCUUCUCCGAGAAGAUCCAGCGGUUCACGCCCUUCUCCCUGGGCUUCGAGUUCCUGCCCGGACGACACUACUACUAUAGCUACUGUGGCGGAAGGCUGGGCACCACCACAAUACCUCGACUGGCUCAGUGGCUUAUCUGGAGUCAAAGAGGAACAUAA
Alosa sapidissima (American shad) is the source of this 1129-nucleotide messenger RNA. Its product is annotated as ephrin A4. Gene Ontology annotation, molecular function: ephrin receptor binding. The record is from RefSeq and is a predicted model, not a curated record. Lineage: Eukaryota; Metazoa; Chordata; Actinopteri; Clupeiformes; Clupeidae. Gene Ontology annotation, cellular component: plasma membrane. Gene Ontology annotation, biological process: axon guidance; ephrin receptor signaling pathway.